Molecule: messenger RNA, 1893 nt
Organism: Notodromas monacha
Lineage: Eukaryota; Metazoa; Arthropoda; Ostracoda; Podocopida; Cyprididae
Source: the annotation of a GenBank genome assembly
AUGCCUGGGGCACUUGGAACAGCGUUGGCGACCCAGACUGUGCAGGCUCAGGUCGAGGCCAGUGUUGCCAUGCAUGUGCACAUUUGUCACGUGUUGCUGGCCGAAGCUGCGCACACUCUUUUCGGCGAACCGUUCCAGGUGAGCUCGGAAGCUGUGCAGGAAGAAUUGCUGGACCCCAAGAAAUCCUUGGUGUUCAGAAGCAUCAAGUCCCGCUUUCGUCACUCUGCACCAGAGUUGCCACCGGCCUCGUCGAUGAACCACGGCCCCAGCAAUCAGGGUAAUACCACACCCAUCAACCCCGGCAGCAGCAGGGCUCCACCAGCUGCUGCUGACGAUGAAGCAUACGUGGAGAAAAUCCUGGAUGAAUUCCGGAAACGGCAUUCGCACGUGGCUGCCGAGCACGUGACCGAGUUUUCGGAUCUGGUCAAGUCGAGCGUCUCGAGACUGGUUCCCGAAUUGCAGAAACCGCGAAGGCCGUCUGAAGUCACCGUCGGCAAUAUCAAAGAGGCGGAAGCGAUCAAGAAUCUCAAGACUGUGCCGAAAAAGUCGGCGAUUUCUCGUCCGGCGUCCAGCAAGGACACUUCAGAAGCUGCGUCCCAGUCAAACGACGUGUCUUUCAAUCCUGACCUGCUUGAGGUCGAGAUUGACAACACGCAUCCGGUCACGGAGAUCUUCACUUCCGAGCUCUUGAAUUACGAGGCCAUGUUGGAGAAACGAUUGGUAACCUACGCAGAGUUCCAGCGACUGGUGAUGAAAUCCAUUUUGGCGGCGAUUCGCAAGGCCAACACCUUCAACCCUGCCGAACACGGGCCGGAGAAAACAAACGACGGGCUGCCAAAUUACAGCAAGCUCUUGUGUGACUGCAUCGUCAAUAAUAUUCAGCAGCAGGAGGAGUUCAUGGACUGUUUCUUCAACUACCUCGGCGAGAAAGUGGAUUUUCCGGAAUUGGCAAAUGUGAGAAGCGAUUCGAAGUUUCCUCAAGAGGAGAGGUCUUCGGCAACACCGCAUUCGUCGUCAUCAAUCAGGGGAUUCCGACUGAGCACCGAGACUUCGCCAAUUCUGGCACCUAGUAAAAGUAUCGCCCAUCCCGGGGUCCUGUCUUCGGAAUUCAUGAUUAAGAACAUUGCUCAUAUUGUCAAGAAGAUGCAGCCGCAGUUCGAAGUGAUUCUGUUCUCUUUCAUGGAAUUGGAUUUGCGGUUGGCCGACAGGUUUUUGCGCAUUUUUUCUGAAAAGGUCCCCAAGGUUGUGAGUGGCACUGUGACCCCACAGGUUUUGAGAAGGUCUUCCGCGUUUAGCAACCGGAUCAGGAAACUCGCCCUGGGACCCACAUAUUUCACCCGAGCCUACCAGGUUGCCGUCCAGGAUUACGAGACGAAAUUGAAGCGCCUCAUUGCGGACAUCGCCGCCAACGAUGCCGAAAUGAAGAAGCGCAAUUUGAACGUGGCGUCCAUGGCUCUGCUGGAAAGCAAGGCCACCAUGCUCAAGUUUCUGCGCCCUAUGGAAAAGGCGCCUGUGGUGCGACUCCGAAUCAUACCUCCGGAAACUGCAUCGAAUGUCGACGAGAGCACAAGUGGCGCCAUUGAUUUGGCAGGGCCAACUCGACGGAGGUUCAUGUCGGUGACGGACGUGAGUUCAAGUGCCGUCAUCGAGGCGUCCAAGAGGGCGGUCGAGAAGAAGCGGCGGUCGCGGGAAGAAAAUGACCAUUGACAAGAAUGAUUUCUACUUCUUUCUUUUUAUUUAAAAAAAAAGGAAAAAAAUAACCUCGCGUAUUUUCGUCACUACGGGAAAAACCGCAUCAUGCUUUCGAUCGUCUCAUCCCUGAUGAUGCGUUUGUCAGCAGCAGCAGAGAAAAACUUGUCGGUCCGUCAAAAAAUAUAUAGUAUUUGCAUGCUG